UUCCUUCCUUUUCAGUUUCUUUUUGCCGUCGCACUCUCUCCUUUCUUUCCUUUUUCAAAUAAUAAAUUGUAAAACUCUGUGGACUAGUAUUUAUAUAUCAACCACUCUCUCGUGCUUUCUCUCCCUCUCUAGACGGCGCACUUCAUCUCUCCGUGAAUCCCAUUCUCCUCUCAGUAUCUUCGAUCGCUUCUCCGAAUCAUCUUCAUGGAGGAAGCUAAGGUGGUGGAAGCUAAAGAUGGAACUAUCUCGGUGGCUUCUGCUUUUUCUGGUCAUCAAGAAGCUGUGCAGGAUAGAGACCACAAAUUCUUGUCAAAAGCAGUAGGAGAAGCAUAUCAAGGAGUUGAAAAUGGGGAUGGCGGUCCAUUUGGUGCAGUUGUUGUUCGUAAUGACGAGGUAGUUGCGAGUUGUCAUAACAUGGUUUUGAAACACACAGAUCCAACUGCACAUGCAGAGGUUACAGCCAUCAGAGAGGCAUGUAAGAAGCUCAAUCAGAUUGAGCUAUCGGACUGUGAAAUAUAUGCCUCCUGUGAGCCUUGUCCGAUGUGUUUUGGUGCCAUCCAUCUUUCAAGAGUCAAGAGGUUGGUCUAUGGAGCGGAAGCUGAAGCAGCUAUAGCUAUUGGGUUCGAUGAUUUUAUUGCCGAUGCAUUGAGAGGUACCGGGUUUUAUCAAAAGGCUCAGUUGGAGAUCAAAAAAGCUGAUGGAAAUGGUGCCAUCAUUGCUGAACAAGUGUUUGAGAAAACGAAGGAAAAAUUUACUAUGUAUUAACUCCUUCAUCCAGUUUAUUGAUUGACAAUACAGGGGAAAAAACAGGAGAAAAAGAAAUCUAAUUUAUUGUCUCAUUUCUAUA
This is a messenger RNA of Tripterygium wilfordii, 847 nucleotides long. Its product is annotated as guanosine deaminase. NCBI's taxonomy places the organism in Eukaryota, Viridiplantae, Streptophyta, Magnoliopsida, Celastrales, Celastraceae. The transcript is spliced from 5 exons. Bases 205 to 765 code for a protein of 186 amino acids. Gene Ontology annotation, molecular function: zinc ion binding; guanosine deaminase activity. Gene Ontology annotation, biological process: purine nucleoside catabolic process. The record is from RefSeq and is a predicted model, not a curated record.